UCGGGCUCGGUAGGCGCAGCAGGGGUCUAGCUCCAGCCUCACCUUUUGUGCCUUUUGCGGUUGGCUUACCCGUCUUUCCUAUGGCUGGGAUAUACAGCUCUACUCUGAAGACCCUGGAGGAUUUAACUUUGGACUCUGGUUAUGGGGCAGGGGAUUCCUGCAGGUCCCUUAGUCUCUCUUCUUCCAAGUCCAACUCCCAAGCUUUUACCUCAUCUCAGCACAGAGGCAACUGGUGGUACUACUCGGGCUCCAUGAACAGUAGGAAUAACAGCUGGGAUACAGUGAACACUGUUCUGCCGGAAGACCCAGAAGUUGCAGAUAUAUUUUCCAAGUGUCCUAAGCUGCCGGAUCUAGAGGAAUACCCUUGGACUGAUGAAGACAUUGGAAAAAUACUCAGAAAAGGGCAAGGAGAUGGAAAUACCAGAACCUUUACUCAGGAAGCUGUCAGGCGGCUCUCUCAGUUACUGAGGCGUGCCUUGAUCAGGAUCUCCAGGGAAGCUCAGCGUCUCAGCGUGAUGCACUCCAAGUGCACCAGGUUUGAGGUGCAGAGCGCUAUCAAGCUUAUCCAGAGCUGGUCGUUAUCAGAAAGCUGUGUCCUGGCGACUGUCAAGGCUCUCUCCCUGUACAGCAUGAGUGCUGGAGAUGGGCUGAGGAAAGGUAAAUCGGCUAGAUGUGGCCUCACCUUUUCAGUGGGGAGGUUUUUCAGGUGGAUGGUGGACACUAGGAUCUCAGUUAGGAUUCAUGAAUAUGCAGCCAUCUCUUUAACCUCUUGCAUGGAAAACCUUGUAGAAGAGAUUAAAGCCAGGGUUUUGGCAAGUCAGAGUCCUGAUGGUGGCGGAGGGGAGAUCUCGGCUGAAAUCCUGGAGAUGGUUAUCAACAAUGAUGCUGAACUUUGGGGAGUGUUGCAACCUUACGAGCAUCUCAUUUGUGGGAAAAAUGCUAAUGGUGUGCUGUCUCUGCCUGCCUACUUUAGCCCGUACAACGAUGGCUCUGUGUGCAGUGAUGGACGGGCUGAUGCAUAUGCCCAGCUGGAACUGCGAACUUUAGAGCAGUCUCUCUUGGCAACUUGUGUUGGAAGCAUCUCUGAACUGAGUGAUUUGGUAUCACGAGCAAUGCACCACAUGCAGUGCUUGAACACCCUUCGCCCAGGCAUGAGCCCUGUUCGGCAAACUCGGCAGCAACAGCCAAUCUCCUGGUCCCCUGACGCGCUCCACACGCUGUACUACUUCCUACGCUGUCCUCAGAUGGAGUCCAUGGAGAACCCCAACCUUGAUCCUCCAAGAAUGACCCUGAACAAUGAACGGCCCUUCAUGCUUCUGCCCCCGCUGAUGGAGUGGAUGCGAGUGGCUAUCACCUAUGCUGAGCACCGGCGCAGUUUAACUGUGGACAGUGAUGAUAUCAGGCAGACAGCCAGACUGCUCUUACCAGGACUGGACUGCGAGCCACGGCAGCUAAAGCCUGAAUGCUGCUUUAGUUCCUUCCGGAGACUGGAUGCUAAGGCUGCUACUGAAAAAUUCCAGCAGGAUUUGGGUUUCCGAAUGUUAAAUUGUGGAAGGACAGAUCUGAUCAACCAAGCAAUAGAUGCACUGGGACCUGAUGGGGUUAAUACCAUGGAUGAUCAGGGUAUGACCCCACUAAUGUAUGCCUGCGCUGCUGGGGAUGAAGCCAUGGUCCAAAUGCUUAUAGAUGCUGGAGCAAAUCUGGAUAUACCAGUUCCCAGCACCUCCCCACGAUACCCUUCGGUCCAUCCUGACAGCCGGCACUGGACUGCUCUUACCCUUGCUGUUUUACACGGGCAUAUAUCUGUCGUUCAGCUGCUCUUGGAUGCUGGUGCCCAUGUUGAGGGCUCUGCUGUUAACAGUGGAGAAGACAAUUAUGCUGAGACCCCACUUCAACUGGCUUCAGCAGCAGGGAACUACGAGUUGGUCAGCUUAUUACUAAGCAGAGGUGCUGAUCCCCUGCUGAGUAUGUUGGAAGUCAACGGUAUGUCUUCAUCACUUCACGAAGAUAUGAAUUGCUUUAGUCACUCAGCCGCACAUGGACACAGGAAUGUUCUACGCAAGCUCCUGACCCAGCCCCAGCAACUGAAAGGAGAUGUCCUCUCGCUGGAGGAGAUUUUAGCUGAGGGAGUGGAGAGUGACACCUCCAGCCAGGGCAGCUCCAGUGAGGGGCAAGUCCGGCUAUGUAAAACGAGAAUGAAGGCUCUGCAGGAGGCCAUGUACUACAGUGCUGAGCACGGCUACGUGGACAUCACCAUGGAACUCAGGUCCCUUGGAGUCCCAUGGAAGCUCCAUGUGUGGAUCGAGUCGCUACGGACAACCUUCUACCAGUCUCGCUACUCGGUGGUACAGACCCUCUUACGGGAGUUUGUCACCAUAAAGGAAGAGGACUAUAAUGAAGAACUGGUUAACGAAGGGUUGCAGCUCAUGUUUGAUAUCCUCAAAACCAGCAAAAAUGAUUCUAUCAAUCAGCAGCUUGCAUCCAUCUUCACCCACUGCUACGGCAACAGUCCUAUACCUAGCAUUCCUGAAAUCCGAAAGACACUACCAGCUCGGCUAGAUCCUCACUUUCUAAACAACAAAGAAAUGUCCGAUGUAACUUUCUUAGUAGAAGGAAAGCUGUUUUAUGCACACAAAGUCCUGCUCGUUACUGCAUCCAACAGGUUUAAGACCCUAAUGACCAAUAAAACAGAACAAGACAGCCAAGGCAGCAAGACUGUUGAAAUUAGUGAUAUGAAAUACAGUAUCUUCAAGAUGCUGAUGCAGUAUUUAUAUUAUGGAGGAACAGAAUCUAUGGAAAUUCCCACCACUGAUAUCUUAGAGGUGAGACGCUCUUCUUCUAAGUCUUGCCAACUGCACUGGGGUAUAAACAGAGCUUGAAAGGCAAAAAUCCAGGAACUACCAACAAGCUUUCAAUCUAAUAUGCUUAAAGCUUUGAAAUGAGUUCACAGUUUUGAAACGCAAUUGCCUGGAAAUAAGAACAGCUACCAGUUCUUUUACAGUACGUCAAGGAGAUGCUGGAUAAAAAUACAUCGCUACAGCGCUACUGGUACCCAAAGUUGCCUUAAACUAUCCAUUGACCUUUACCUCUAUAAAUCAGUUCUUUUUAAAGAGAUGCUCUAUGAAGUGACUAUGCUGUUAGGUGCUAAAACUGUUCUUUCUUACAAGCAGAUAAAUUUAAAGACACUGCUUUGACUUAAAGAGAAAGGGGAUAACUUUACUGCAGCCUUGUACUUAUUCCCCAACAAGCAAGUGUUAAACCUAAAAAGUAUUAACUUUUUAAAGUAAUUCCUUCACCCAUGAGGUGGCUGUGCGCAUCACAAAAAUGGGUGGCAGCCUCCUUUGUGAGUCCUUUCUCUCCUAGGGGGGAGGAGGCAGGCAGCCCUGUCCCUUUGGUGAGGCACAGAAAAGGUGCAGCUGAUCCUGCAGCUCUGGCACCUGGAGCAGGCCAUCCACCAAGGGGCAGAGGGUCUCAGGGAGGUCCUCUGAGAACAGGUCCACUUACAGUAAGGCCAUUUAGUCACAGUGUGGUGUGAUUAAAACUGCAGCUAAAGAUUACAAGAAAUUACUUUCUCUUUUUUUUUCCUGAGGGGAGGAAAGAGGGCUUUGAACAGUCUGGGGCUUGCAAAUCAUGGUAGCAAAAGGUAGCACAAAUGCAUUUCCUGCAGGAGAAGCAAGCCUUUCCUAGCAAAGGGGGAAAUUCUCUCUGUUGCUUUAUCUAGGCAUCCAGUAGCCUUUCUGUUCUUUCUUGAGGACUUAGACAUUAAAAAGGGAGUCAGAGAUCCUUCAGGGAAGAAAGCAUUAGUUCCAUUUGCCGCCUUCCCUAAGCAUUUUCAGGUUCAUGAUCUCAAA
Messenger RNA from Struthio camelus australis, 3851 nucleotides. Lineage: Eukaryota; Metazoa; Chordata; Aves; Struthioniformes; Struthionidae. The record is from RefSeq and is a predicted model, not a curated record.